Molecule: messenger RNA, 2211 nt
Organism: Odocoileus virginianus texanus
Lineage: Eukaryota; Metazoa; Chordata; Mammalia; Artiodactyla; Cervidae
Gene: FANCL
Product: FA complementation group L
Biological process (GO): interstrand cross-link repair; protein monoubiquitination
Cellular component (GO): Fanconi anaemia nuclear complex; nucleus
Molecular function (GO): ubiquitin protein ligase activity
Source: RefSeq, a predicted model, not a curated record
AGCCUGGCUGGCCACAAUCCAUAGGGUCACAUAAUCUUUGUGUUGGUCCUACGUAAGUGACAGGACUUAAGUGACAGCACGGCACAUAGAAAGGGUUGUUAAAGAAAAAUUAAAUUCGGUUCCUCAAGUCCAUCAGUAAUUUUCCCUCCUGUUUUGCCUUAGGUAUUCGCAAGAGCAACGCAGCAGAAGUCUGGUGUUGACUUGAGUCUGGAGUAAUAGAAACAUCCAACACGGUUCUUGGGACAAUCAAAGCUAGUAUGAUCAUGUUCGGUCAGGAUCAGCAAACACUCUUCCCUCCUGCCUCGCGCUGGGGCCAAUGCUACUUCCUGCUGAGCCGAAUUUACUGUGGCUGUUGCUGAGCCCAGGCAUCCCGACUACCACCGGACCUUCAUUUUUGCCCACGGAAAGCUCGAGACUUCCCGCCAAACGCGCGUGUGUACGUCUCUCGGCGCCCCAGGCGCAGGCAGAACUGCGCAUGUGCGGGACCAGCGGCCGCCGGUACCCUUCGCUUCCACGGACCGCGAGCUAUGGCGGAUACGGAAGCGACCCUGCUGCGCCAGUUUCCGCUCUUUCUGCCCCAGAACCGGGAGAAAACCGUGUAUGAAGGCUUCAUUUCGGCUCAGUCAGUUUCUCUGCUUGCUUUGGAUGUUCUACUUCUGUGUUUUCAGGGAAGAGAUUUCCACCUUAGACUAUUGCUGCCCAAAGACUUGCAGCUGAAGAAUGCAAGAUUACUGUGUAGUUGGCAGCUGAGAACAGUACUUAAUGGAUAUCAUCACAUAGUACAACAGAGAAUGCAGCAGUCUCCUGAUCUAGUGAGUUUUAUGAUGGAGUUGAAGAUGGUUUUGGAAGUUGCUUUAAAGAAUAAAAAAGAACCACAUGAACUAUCUCCUCCUCCCAAGUUCUACUCAAGCCUUAUUGGAGAGAUAAGAACUCUUGGUUGGGAUAAGCUUGUGUCUGUGGAUCCUUGCUUUAGUACCAUCAAGUUAAAAGCAGAUGUUUCUGGUAGAGAGCAUCUAAUCACCGUCAAGUUGAAGGCGAAGUACCCUGCAGAAUCACCAGAUUGUGUUGUGGAUUUUCCUGUUCCAUUUUCUGUUUCCUGGACACCACAGAGCUCCUUAAUAAGCAUUUAUACUCAGUUUUUGGCAGCAGUGGAAUCACUGAAGACAUUCUGGGAUGUAAUGGAUGAAAUUGAUGAGAAGACUUGGGUACUUGAGCCAGAAAAACCUACACGGAGUGCUACAGCACGCAGAAUUGUAUUAGGGAAUAACGUUUCAAUAAAUAUAGAGGUAGACCCCAGGCAUCCCACUAUGCUUCCCGAGUGCUGUUUUCUUGGAGCUGACCAUGUGGUAAAACCCCUGGGAAUUAGGCUGAGCAGAAACAUACAUUUGUGGGAUCCAGAAAACAGUCUGUUACAAAAUUUGAAAGAUGUUUUAGAAAUCGACUUUCCAGCUCGUGCUAUGCUGGAAAAAUCUGAUUUUUCUAUGGAUUGUGGGAUUUGUUAUGCCUAUCAACUUGAUGGUGCCAUUCCUGAUCAAGUGUGUGAUAAUUCACAGUGUGGCCAGUCUUUCCAUUAUAUAUGCUUAUAUGAGUGGUUGAGAGGACUACUGACUAGCAGACAGAGUUUUAACAUCAUAUUUGGUGAAUGUCCGUAUUGUAGUAAGCCAAUUACCUUGAAAAUGUCUGGGAGAAAAGCCUGAAAUAAGAAUGCAGCAGUCCUGUGAAGAGCCAGAAACUUAAAUUAUCAAAAGGAUUUUAUUUGAUAACUUCAGAGAAAAUAUAAAGCAAGACAUACUAAUAUCAAAAGAAAAAUAAUGGUGAAGCUGUAAUAAUAUAUAUCCGCUUUUAUCUCUUCACUAAAUGUAAAUUGGGACACUGUAAACCAAAAUCCUGUAGAACUGUCUAAUUCUGUGACCUCCAUACCAGUUGUAGAAGUGUCUGUGUACCAAGAUGGAGAGCUUGACUUGUUGAAUAUAUCUGGAUUGGUAAAAUCUUGAUGGGGUUCAUAACAUGAAUUUGGGAAUUGUAUACAGCUGGAUUUGUGUGGAGAACUUUUUACAUCAUUUUGAAAUUCUUGAGACUCACAAUAUUUUUGUCUUCUUCUUGUGUUUUCCUAUGAGAAAAUACAUAUUUAUUACGUGUUAGGUUUGAGUUAUCCAAGUACUUUAGUGUACUCUUUAAGAAUGCUAAAUAAAAUGUGUUACAUAAGAUCAA